CUGAUAAAUGUUAAAUUGGACGUAGCUCCAUUUUGUGAUUUGAGAUGUGAGCACUAUUUUUUUUCUUUCACCUUUAUGUUGGUUAUCGUGUUAUUUCUAUCACGCAGUACAAGACGACCAUUUAUGACUAACUCUAGUGGAUACAAUCCUUUAACAACUGUUCCUGACAACUAAAAACAACAAUGUUCGCCAGAAACCUGAAGUCGCCAUUUUCAGCAGCUAUAGAGGGUGGAAUCCUUUAACGACAAUACUUUAACUAUUAAAAUAUCAUACAUGUAGCUAUAAGUUUUCAACCAUGAUGAACUGGAAACUCAAAGGUACACCUGAAGUUGCUUAUUUAAGUGCAAGAACACCGCAAUUAGAAAACAUGGGCCUAAACCAGUAAGUUGUUGGGCUGAAAGUUAUAGUCUAGACUAGAAGGGAAAUUUCGUCUAACAGAGAACAUACAAAAGCACAAUUGCCUAAACCCAGAACGAACCCUAAAUAAUAAAACCCUUGUACUUCCUUUACUCCCUCCCCGAAGAGAGAACAGUAAACUAUCAACUCAAUUCCGCUGGUUAAACAAAAAUGUCUCUAGUAGCAAAUGAAGAUUUUCAGCACAUAUUGCGUGUGUUGAACACAAACGUUGAUGGAAAACAAAAGAUAAUGUUUGCAAUGACAUCGAUCAAAGGUAUCGGUAGACGAUUUGCUAACAUUGUCUGUAAGAAAGCCGAUGUCGACAUGAACAAGAGGGCUGGUGAAUUAUCUGCUGCUGAGCUAGAGAAUCUCAUGACAAUUGUUGCUAAUCCACGCCAGUUCAAAAUCCCAGACUGGUUUUUGAAUAGGAAGAAGGAUUACAAGGAUGGAAGAUAUUCUCAGGUGGUGUCUAAUGCUUUGGAUAUGAAACUCAGGGAUGAUUUAGAGCGCUUGAAAAAGAUCAGGAACCAUCGUGGUUUGAGGCACUAUUGGGGUCUUCGUGUGCGUGGUCAGCAUACCAAGACAACUGGUCGCCGAGGAAAGACUGUUGGUGUCUCCAAGAAACGUUGAGUUCGUUUUUUUUUCCUUUUCUUUUUGAACUAAAAAUCCAAGGGUAUUGUUCUUUUUUGUUCUGGGGCCGAAGAUCUUUUGGUAGGUUCAUGCUAUUUUGUUUUGGUUGGCAUCAACCGAACCUUUUCUAAAUAGUGCCCUGUAACUGUUAGUUUGUUUGGAUGAUAGAUAGUGUCAUAUAUAACGAAACUUCAUUCCUUUUACUGAAGGCUAUUAGUUCUAUUUCUGAUA
Messenger RNA from Papaver somniferum (opium poppy), 1257 nucleotides. RefSeq names its product 40S ribosomal protein S18. The transcript is spliced from 4 exons. NCBI's taxonomy places the organism in Eukaryota, Viridiplantae, Streptophyta, Magnoliopsida, Ranunculales, Papaveraceae. The record is from RefSeq and is a predicted model, not a curated record. Gene Ontology annotation, molecular function: RNA binding; structural constituent of ribosome. The coding region runs from base 568 to 1026 and encodes 152 amino acids. Gene Ontology annotation, cellular component: ribosome; small ribosomal subunit; cytosol. Gene Ontology annotation, biological process: translation.